AUGCUCGCCGCCAACGCCCUCGCCCUCCUCGCCCUCGCCGGCUCCGUCUCUGCCAACGGUAUCUCCCUCGCCCUCGGCACCCGCAUCAACCUCGGCGCCCCCGUCCACAUCAAGGCCAGCGCCUCCGCCAGCAUAAAGAGCUCCUGCACCGGCAAGGGUGACUUCAUCACUGAACUCUUGGGUGCCGCCCUCUGUUGUUCGUCUGAAACCCGUACCACCCCCGAGUCGAGCUUGACCUGUCCCUUCAACUGGGGUAUGCACAAGACUGCCAAGUGCUGUAUUCCUCAACAAGAAAGCUCGGCUUGUGAUUGCGGCGAAGGCUACACCUUCAACGAGCAGACUAAAAAGUGCGCCAAAAACUCGGGCUCCUGCUCUUCCUCCCAAUGGUGGCACGAGCGAUCCAGCUCUUGCUGUGACAACUCGUGGGAGACGUCGCCCCCCAAGGGCACCUGUCCCUCUGGCGUCUCUUGCCCCACCGACUGGUUCUGGCACAAGAAGGAGAGCAAGUGCAAGCCCCUCCACCCCCGUGCGCCCGAGCCCGACUGCAGCGACUGGAACAGCAACACCCAUUGUUGUGGUGGUUCCUCUCCUUCCCAGGCUGCUUCCAACGAGGGUCACGGCAAGCGAACAUUCAAGGCCCGAGAGCAGACUGCCCUCUUCCCUCAGACUGCUCUUGACAGGACUUAUUGCCCCAACGGUCUUCACGCUUGUACCGUCAACGGCAACACUGGCGGCGAGUGGUCUUACGAGUGCAUCGACCCUAUUGUCGAGCUCGAAGCCUGCGGUGGUUGUCUCGAGAAUGGCGGACAAGACUGCACCAACAUUGCGCACGCCUUGUCUGUCGGAUGCUCUGUCGGCACUUGUGAAGUAUUCUCUUGCAAGUAUGGCUUCAAGCCUUCUGCCAACGCCACCGAGUGCAUCGCCGUCUAA
This is a messenger RNA of Cryptococcus wingfieldii CBS 7118, 930 nucleotides long. RefSeq lists its product as hypothetical. The record is from RefSeq and is a predicted model, not a curated record. The coding region runs from base 1 to 930 and encodes 309 amino acids. The transcript is spliced from 7 exons. Lineage: Eukaryota; Fungi; Basidiomycota; Tremellomycetes; Tremellales; Cryptococcaceae.